Molecule: messenger RNA, 1600 nt
Organism: Spizellomyces punctatus DAOM BR117
Lineage: Eukaryota; Fungi; Chytridiomycota; Chytridiomycetes; Spizellomycetales; Spizellomycetaceae
Exons: 3
Coding region: 84-1352 (422 amino acids)
Source: RefSeq, a predicted model, not a curated record
UUUGGGCCAUUUCUUUUGACGAACGACGGUAAAGGCCAUUUCCCCAUCAGGGCUACGGACUGAAUUAUAGACGUAUUUUAGACAUGUUAGAAAUGCCAGAACAGCAAUCUGGCGAUAAUAGAGAUACCGUCGAACCUGCACCCCCACCCUCAUCUCCAAGCACAUCUCCGCCUCCAAAUACUUUGCAUCCACCGUCAAUCCCUUUCCCUCAGGUCGUCGCCUACUUCCAGUCCCUCCUAUCACCCACCUCACCACUUCCCCUCCUCUACCCACCCCAAGUUCACGAAUGGUCCGCAACAUCGAUUUUAAAUGGCCUCAAUUUAGCUUACCAGGGCUGUAUUUCCACCCUUCGCACACCACGGACACGUAAGACGCUGUAUAAGGCUUUUGGAUAUCUCAUCCUCGUCACGGGCGUCCUGUUUGCGACGACGCAUAUUGUAUUCUUUCCAUUCCGCCUUCUCCAUAUUUUUUCUGAAACCUUUGUGAAACCCGUCUUUGGACCGACUGUGACGGGGAUUCUUGAUUGGAUGAUGGAUAAUGUGGAUGCGGUAGUCAAAUGGUUUCUAUUUGUUACACCUGAUGCAGGGUUGUAUUUACUUCGAUAUGCAUGGCCAGAGCCGCUGGAUAGAUUGUUUUUUGAGGCGUUGAGGGGAUUGACGCUUCAAUUGGCAUUACCAAGUGCCAAAGCGAGGUUUGUCAUGCGAUUUGCGAGGGUGCUAGAUGAACCGAUGCCUGUGGAGCGAUCGGCUUUUUCGGCGCUCACUGGGUCUGUGAGUACACAGCAAGGACGACGAUCAUGGACACUUCGGAUCCUUUCCUACCUCAAGCGAUACGCGAAACGCAUCAUCAUCCUCGCAGUGAUUUAUAUUGCGUCUUUGGUCCCUGUUCUUGGGCUGCUAGCCUGGCCAGCAGCGACAUUUACAUAUCUGGGAUUCGCAGUCGGGUUUUAUCGGGCGGCGUGGAUGUGUGCCGCGGGGCUGAUUUCACCGCCUUGGUGGAAAUUCGUAACGGGGCCGAUGUUGAGGGGAAUAUGGGGGUUCAGAGCCCUAGAGCGGGAGUUGGUUGAACCGUACUUGUGUCGGUCUCAGCUUAAUUCUAGUCAGCGGAGAGCUUGGCUUGCUCGGAACGAACCCAUCAUUGCCGGUUUUACGCUCCCGUUUUGGUUCUGUCUCUCGAUACCCUGGGUUGGACCCUUGAUGUUUGGUUUGGCCCAAGCCGCAGCUGCUCGACUCUGUGUGGAAAUCUUUGAUGAGGUGGAUAUACGUAUGGGGCGGGAAGCGCAUUUGAGAAAGGUUACUGGGGGUUCCUCGGAUACAUCUUCGGCGAGUAGCGUCGAAGAGGUGGGUCGGUAGUAGGUGUCGUUUAACUAUGAGAAUUGCUGUGUGGAUGAAAUUGGGCUUUGUGGAUACCGGAACGUUGAAAUGUUGGGUAUUGCAUGAAGGUUAUGAUAUGAUGGUAUAUCUGAUUCGUCUGAUAGACGGUUUGCAUUCAAUGACGAGGUGAAUCUACCACAAUGCAUCCGCUUUUUUAAAGAACAAUCAUACAUGUGUGAUUCUUUGUACAUCACAGAAACAUGACAUGGCCAUUUGUUGCAGACUCG